Molecule: messenger RNA, 846 nt
Organism: Melospiza melodia melodia
Lineage: Eukaryota; Metazoa; Chordata; Aves; Passeriformes; Passerellidae
Product: serine/threonine-protein kinase pim-1-like
Biological process (GO): protein autophosphorylation; negative regulation of apoptotic process
Cellular component (GO): cytoplasm
Molecular function (GO): protein serine/threonine kinase activity; ATP binding
Source: RefSeq, a predicted model, not a curated record
AUGAAUGCCAGGCCUGGUGAUUUCCAGGAGCACCUGGAAGCUACUGCCAAGGACAAAAGUCUCACUCUUGCUGGUUUGGACAUGGAUUUUUUGGUGGCCAUCAAGCAAGUGUCCCGGGAGCGCAUCUCGCAGUGGACGUGGCUGGGCGCCCUUGUGCCCCUGGAGCUGGCGCUGCUGUGGAAGGUGUCGCGGCCUGGCUUCCGCGGCAUCGUGCAGCUCCUGGACUGGUUUGAGGUGCCCGAGGGCUUCGCACUGCUCAUGGAGGGUCCGCAGCUCUGUCAGGACCUCUGGUACUUCCUGCACGAGUGGCGGUUCCUGACGGAGCCCGUGGUGGAGGGGCUGUUCUGCCAGGUGCUGGAGGCCGUGCGGCGCUGCAGCAGCCGUGGUGUCCUGCACCACCACAUCAAGGCUGAGAACACCCUUGUCCACGUGGCCACGGGCAAGGCAGAGAUCAUCGACUUUGGGUGCGGCAUGAUCCUCCAGGACACGUUCUACACCCGGAUGUCAGGAACACCGGAGUACAGCCCACCGGAGUGGAUCCUCUUUGACUGCUACCAUGGCCAGCCAGCCACCAUCUGGUCCCUGGGCAUCCUGCUCUAUGAGCUGGUCUGCGGGCACCUUCCAUUCCACAGAAACGAGGACAUUGUCCGGGACCAGCUCUUCUUCCUGGCACGGGUGUCUCAAGAGUGCCAGCACCUCAUCAGGUGGUGUUUAUGUGUGGACCCCACAGACAGGCCAUCACUGGAGGACCUUUUUGAGCAUUCUUGGCUGCAGGAGCUGUGCCUGGCCCAGAAGACAGCAGAAAUGCAUCCCGUGCACAGUAGGAUCCAGGAGCCCAGCAAGUAG